Messenger RNA from Lactuca virosa, 312 nucleotides. NCBI's taxonomy places the organism in Eukaryota, Viridiplantae, Streptophyta, Magnoliopsida, Asterales, Asteraceae. The record is from the annotation of a GenBank genome assembly.
AUGUCAGGAAGAGGAAAGGGAGGCAAGGGAUUGGGAAAGGGCGGAGCAAAGCGUCACCGAAAAGUUCUCCGAGACAACAUCCAAGGUAUCACGAAGCCGGCGAUUCGCCGAUUGGCGAGGAGAGGUGGAGUUAAGCGUAUCAGUGGCCUUAUCUAUGAAGAAACACGUGGUGUGCUUAAGAUCUUUCUAGAGAACGUCAUUCGUGACGCCGUGACUUACACCGAGCACGCUCGCCGGAAAACUGUCACCGCCAUGGAUGUGGUUUAUGCUUUGAAACGACAGGGACGUACUCUUUAUGGAUUUGGAGGUUAA